UCCAACCAAAAGGGAAUAGAAAAGCAAAUGCUGAGGUUUUGGAGGGAAAGGGAAUGCUCUCCGCGCCAAAAAAGAGACCUAAAAAACACAUUCCCUCCACCAAAUCCUACCCUUUUCUGGUUCUCUUUCGCUGGCCUCUAAUCGAAACAACAAUCCACCCAUGAGAAGCGCCGUCAUAUAGUUCCCGCCAGUAUCACGAGCGGUGAACCAUCUGAGUUAUGGAGACAACUUGUGUUAUUCAAAAAACCCAAAAGAAGCAGAAACUGAGUGAAAAAGAGGACAUUGAUGGGAACAUAAAAAGCUUAGGUAGCUUACCUGAGGAGGUUCUUCGACACAUACUUUCCUUUCUUCCAACAGAACAUGCUGUUAGAACAAGCGUACUUUCUAAAAGGUGGGAGUACCUGUGGGUUUCUAUUCCCAAUCUAGAUUUUGACAGAUACACAUAUGAUAAGAGAAAGUUUGUGGAGAGAGAGCUUUUGAUGAAUUUUGUGGACAGGGCACUUUGUCUUCGUGAUUCUUCCUCUGUUAUAAAACGAUUCACUCUCUGUUGUGAUGUUCUGCUUGAUGCAUCUCGUGUUUGUACUUGGAUCUCUACAGCAGUAAGCCAUAAUGUUCAAGUGUUGAAUAUUGAUAUUAGAGACUUCGAUGUAGUAUUUUCACUGCCUUCUUGCUUGUUUACUUGUAAGACACUGACAAGCUUGUACCUUAAUAUGUGGUCGUAUAUACUCAAGCUUCCCACUACAAUUUGUUUCUCAAAUCUAAAGAUUUUGACUAUUAAAGAUGUUACAUUUUCGAAUGAGUACUUAACCCAGCAGCUAUUUUCUGGUCUGCCAGUCCUUGAGGAGUUGAAAUUAGAAGAUUGCAGCUGGGGGAAUCUCAAGUUUGUGACCAUUUCUGCUCCCAAGCUACAUUCACUGAGCAUAUUCAAAAUGGAGGUGCUAGAUGAUGAUAUUGGGAGAUCUGGUGAUUUGUGUCUGGUUAUGAUUGUUGGAGAUAGUCUAAAAGAAUUUUAUUACAAGGGUCUUAUGUUUGCCGAAUAUUGCUUAUAUAAUUCAUUCAGAGUUGAAAAGGCAGAGAUUGUUACUAAAUCUAAAUAUGAUCGUAUACCUACAAAUAUUGCUCGUUUCUUGUGGAACCUUCUUAUAGGGCUCUCCAGAGUAGAACUCCUAAGACUUUCCUCUGACAUGGUUAAGGUUCUGAGUAAUUCUCCAGAAUUCCUACCUCAUAUGCCUAUGUUCAAUAACCUGAUCGAUUUGAUAAUCGUUGACAAUGAAGUUGAUAUUGACUGUACAGUUCUAUUGAAGAUACUGCAAAAAUCUCCAUGUCUUCAGACUUUGAACUUUUCUAAGGGGAUCAGUCUGUCCUUGAAUUGGGAAGAAGAUGAUAUGAUAUUGGACCCAGUGCCGGCAUGUUUCUUGUCCCACCUCAAGUGGAUUAAAGUUGGUCGUUAUUUUGGCCUUGAGAAGGAGCUUUUCGCGGUAAAGAUUUUGCUAAAGAAUGCGGUUGUCUUGGACAAAAUAAUUAUAGCUUUCCCGUUUUCUUAUACUAGGAACUUUGAGGAGCAUGUGAAGGUAUUGACACAGUUGUUAGAGCUCCCUAGAAGGUCACAAAAUUGUAAAAUCAUUUUGGAAUGAGCUUUUCUUGAGCUCUUACUCUAAAAAAAAGCCGUUAAAUUUCUGUAUUUUGGAAGAGGUUAGAAUAUUGCUUGGCCUUCUACCUUAAUUAACUUGUGGAAUCUUCAUUAGUUCUAUUUGGUGAUAAUAGUUUUGAAUCCUCGAUGCUAUAAGCUCAUGCUAUUUUUUUGGUUCUCUCCCUUUUUUU
Messenger RNA from Corylus avellana, 1821 nucleotides. Its product is annotated as F-box/LRR-repeat protein At4g14103-like. Gene Ontology annotation, molecular function: protein binding. The record is from RefSeq and is a predicted model, not a curated record. NCBI's taxonomy places the organism in Eukaryota, Viridiplantae, Streptophyta, Magnoliopsida, Fagales, Betulaceae.